Aspergillus steynii IBT 23096 is the source of this 924-nucleotide messenger RNA. RefSeq lists its product as uncharacterized. Lineage: Eukaryota; Fungi; Ascomycota; Eurotiomycetes; Eurotiales; Aspergillaceae. The record is from RefSeq and is a predicted model, not a curated record. The transcript is spliced from 4 exons. The coding region runs from base 217 to 924 and encodes 235 amino acids.
CCUCACUUCACAAUUUGUACCGACGCCGAACCGCCGAUCAUGUGAGGGUUGGGGUUCCUUCAAUUUGGCCACCCUUCUCGCUCUUGUCCCAAGUUCCAUCUCCGUUAGACUUCAGCCUGCCUUCCCCUUCUUCCUUCCCCCCUCUCGUGUUGGCCUCGGAAGCCCUAUGUCCGAUUCUUUCCCGCGCAUUCAGCCCUUCUCUCCUGUCCCAUUAUUAUGGUUCCGUUCCGCAACUUCUUGGCCAAAAAGUCCGCCGCGCCCAAUGGCGGGGAGGUCGAUACCAACCUCAACAAUGGUCGCUUAUCUGCUGAAAACCCCAGCUCAACGGCCGUGAACAUCAGGAAAAGUUCAGACAACGAGCCGCCCGAAUAUAAACUAAGUGUGGUCGACGACAAUGGCGCUUACCUUCCGCCAUCCCCUCCGGAGAAACAGAGUUUCUGGCGACGAUACCCAGGCUCCUCGAAAUCAUCGAAUCACCGAGAUCUAGUCGACGACAAUGAACCCUUCUCCAUAUCCCGCGAAUCAUUCGAUUCAUACCGACGGUCCUUUGACAUCUCCGCCCGCUCGCCCGUGAGCUACAGCGACGCAAUGCCCUCCCGAACCUCCCUCGACUCUCGCUUCUCCCGCAUGACCUCGCCAUCCCGCACACACUCCGGAUUCGAGAAGAAACCGGAAUCAAUGGAGGAAGAAUUCGAGGACGUGGGACUCGACGACGAAGAAGCGAAACCGAAGAAGAAGGGCAUCUUUUCGCGCCUCGGCGAUCUCACCGGCGACUCGCAGACAUCAUCCUCGAAUUCCAAGUCCUCCCACUUGGGCUUCCACAUCCCCGGCAGGAAACGGGGACAAAGCAACGUGGGCUCGGAACUUGGCGCCAUGAAAACCCCACCGCAGGGCGCAGAGACCGCAGAAGUGCGCGAGGGCUGA